Messenger RNA from Teleopsis dalmanni, 1758 nucleotides. RefSeq lists its product as uncharacterized. NCBI's taxonomy places the organism in Eukaryota, Metazoa, Arthropoda, Insecta, Diptera, Diopsidae. Bases 1 to 1758 code for a protein of 585 amino acids. The record is from RefSeq and is a predicted model, not a curated record. The transcript is spliced from 3 exons.
AUGCAGCCACAAAAUAAUGUAAAUCUGGGGAGAUCGGAUAACCCCACCGCGUCGGGAUCGCAUAACUCUCGCGUGCAGGAUUUGGUACCUGGGUCCUGUUCGACAAGUAUGCCACAGAACAACAGAAAUAGAACACCUUUGCAGUCCGGUGAACAGCAUAUACAUUCUGAUAUAGCUCUCAUCGUGGCUGGCAGACCACGACAGCGCAGAAAAUGGACUAAUACUAUAAAUGAAGAUUUAUUACGCGCCUACUAUAUAGCUACAAACAAUGAAAGAGAUAUGACACGACUAGCGGAUCAAGUACGGGUUAUUCAUAGAAACAAUCUUAUACCAGAAUCAAGACGAAACGCUAUCAAAGAAUCGGUUGCAGAAGUAAGUAAUGAUCAAUCGACAGAAAUUGAAGAAAAUGAGCAAGUGCAAUCUGAAUCAACUAACACUUCUACAAACAUACAUGUACCUGGAACACGUAAUAAUGUAAAUACGAUAGAAGUGGAAAAUGAACAACCACCUCCUGCUUUAAAUGUAAAUUUAAUUGAUGUCGAUGAAACCACGGAUCAGCAGGAAGAUGUAAGUAAUGAACAAAUUAGAAUUAGAAUUAAUCAGCAUAGCUUAAAUGAGAUUUUUGAACAACAAUUUGACAUUUACAGCAACCUUAACCCUCUUUUAAGGCCACGUAUUCCGAAGAUUAAUACUAGUAAGAAGCUAAGUUUUCUUAUUGAAACACUUAACAAUGAUGCGAUCCUGAUAAAAUUGAACAAUGUGAGCAAUUUGCAAGAAUUACAUACUAUUGUAUAUGUAUCAGCUAUAACAAUUGCUACUACAAUGGGAUGCAAGAUAGAACAACUCAGAGAUGGACCACGAAGAGCUGCAAUUUAUGGAAAUAAGAGUAAUACGCUACGAAGAAUACAAAUUAAAAUUGAUCAUUUAAGAGGAGACUUAGAAAGAAUAAAUAAGUACAUUGAAGGUAAUCCUACAAGAAGACUUAAAAACAGGAUCAAUAAGAUAUUAAAAACAUACAAUCUUUACUCACGCUACGAAACAAAUCACACUAAUAUUAUUAACACAAGAGACACUAUAAAACAGAAACUAUGUGUACAAGUAGCGAGACAGCGUAAAUACAAGUUAUCGAAUCAAAGACGAGAAAACAAUAGACUCUUUAACAGCAACGAAAAGCAAUUCUAUAGAAAAAUACGAUCCAAUGCCAAUACGUCAGACGACGUAUAUCCAAGUAAGAAUAGUGCAGAAAAUUACUGGAGUUCACUGUGGUCCAAUACACAAAAACAUAAUGUAUCCGCUCAUUGGAUUGAAAAAGAGAAAGAGAAAUAUCAAGAAAAAAAAAUGUCAACUUGUCUAAUUACACGUGAUCAGGUCAAACGAAUUAUAGCAAAAACACACAACUGGAAAUCUCCUGGACCAGAUCACAUACAAAACUUUUGGUUUAAAAGAUUUACUGCAGUCCAGCAAAAAUUAACUGAACUUUUAAAUGAAUGUCUACAAAACCCCGCAACAUUUCCAAUCAUUUUUACGAAAGGAAAAACAUAUCUAAUGGCGAAGAAUAAUGGAUUUAAAGGAAACCCAGCAAAUGGCCGUCCAAUUACUUGUCUCCCAACAAUAUAUAAGAUACUGACUGCUUGUAUUAGCAAUCUUAUAAAUACAUACCUUACACAAAACGAUAUAAUGUGCGUAGAACAGAAGGGAUGCAAAAAACACGCAAAAGGAUUUAUAAAUAACAUUUACAGUAAACGUAUUAUGCCAUAA